GGCAGGGCUCGGGGCUGGGGCAGAAGUCUGAGGAGGAGUCUGGGGCCAGGGGAGAGGUGCCAGGUUCCGGCUGUCCCUGGGCUACUGCAACCACCAACCCUGUCUUAGCUCUCCCUCCCUCCCUCCCUUCUCCGCCUUUCCCUCACAACCUCCUAGGAAACUCCCACAGACCUAAUACAGUAAUAAGGCUGCCAGUUUCAUUGUGUAGAUAUUGCUCCUCCUCAUCUGGUGGAGCAUUAUGUUGAUAGUGUUUUUGGCAGGGUAAAGGUGACACAAUACAGGAGGUGGGGUUCCCUUACUUUAUUUCCAUGCUUUUAAGGUGUUCAGAUGGGUGGAGUAUGUCGAAAGGCAGCCUUAGCUGUCACUAAACUAAGAUUUUUGUUUAACCAGGAUAUAGCUUUAGGACUAGUGACCUAUUUAGCUCUUUGCUUAAAGAGUUAAUUCACUGAACACCAGCUUCCUGGAAAACUUUUCUCCCUGGCUUAUUUUAAUAAAAUAAAACAAAGAUCAAACCAUUGAGGGAUGAAAGAGAGAAAGCAGCAUUCUUGAUUUUUACAGAACUAUAGGUCCUGUUUGGAUCUUUGUUUGGAUCAGUACUUUUAGUAGUGAUCAGGAUCAUGGAUUUUCCAGGACACUUUGAGCAAAUCUUUCAACAGCUAAACUACCAGCGUCUUCAUGGUCAACUUUGUGACUGUGUCAUUGUGGUGGGGAACAGGCACUUCAAAGCCCAUCGCUCUGUUUUGGCAGCAUGCAGCACACAUUUUCGAGCUCUGUUUACUGUAGCAGAGGGAGACCAAACCAUGAACAUGAUCCAGCUGGACAGUGAGGUAGUGACAGCAGAGGCCUUUGCUGCUCUGAUUGACAUGAUGUACACCUCCACACUCAUGCUUGGAGAGAGCAAUGUUAUGGAUGUCUUGCUGGCAGCUUCUCACUUACAUUUGAACUCUGUUGUUAAAGCUUGUAAGCACUACCUUACGACGAGGACUCUGCCGAUGUCACCACCUAGCGACAGAGUUCAAGAACAAAAUGCACGCAUGCAAAGAUCUUUCAUGCUUCAGCAGCUUGGACUGAGUAUUGUGAGCUCUGCAUUGAAUUCCACCCAGAACACAGAGGAGCAGCAAAAUACGAUGAGCUCAUCCAUGAGAAGUAACAUAGAGCAGCGCACGACUUUUCCCAUGCGGCGCCUCCACAAGCGUAAACAGUCUUCUGAAGACCGGGCCAGGCAGCGAAUCAGGCCUGCCAUCGACGAGUCCAUCAUUUCAGAUGUUGCCCCAGAGAGCGGCCAGUCAGUAGUCCAUUCCCGGGAAGAAUUUUUUUCACCAGAUUCUCUGAAGAUUGUGGACAAUUCCAAAGCUGAUGUUGUUGCUGAUACCCAAGAGGAUAAUACCAUUAUGUUUGAUCAGUCUUUUGGUGCCCAAGAAGAUGCCCAAGUGCCCAGCCAGUCUGACAACAGUGGAGGAAACAUUUCACAAAUGUCCAUGGCAUCUCAAGCAACACAAGUGGAGACGAGCUUUGACCAGGAAGCGGUGUCUGAGAAAAAUAACUUUCAGUGUGAAAACGCAGAGAUCAGCCUCAAUGAAAAAGAACACAUGCGGGUGGUGGUUAAAUCUGAGCCCUUGAGUUCCCCAGAGCCUCAAGAUGAAGUGAGCGAUGUCACUUCCCAAGCAGAAGGCAGCGAGUCUGUUGAAGUAGAAGGAGGAGUAGUGAGUGCAGAAAAGAUAGAACUGAGUCCUGAAAGUAGCGAUCGCAGCUUUUCUGACCCCCAAUCUAGUACCGAUAGGGUUGGUGACAUCCAUAUUUUGGAGGUGUCAAAUAACCUGGAACACAAGUCUACUUUCAGUAUCUCAAAUUUCCUAAAUAAGAGCCGAGGUGGCAAUUUUGGUGCUAAUCAAAAUGACGACAACAUUCCAAACACAACCAGUGAUUGCCGAAUGGAUGGAGAUGCCUCUUAUUUAAUGAGCCCCGAGUCUGGGCCUAAUAACGGUCAUUCCUCUGCUACUAUCUCUCAUGUGGAGAAUCCAUUCAAUGAACCUGCAGACUCUCACUUUGUCAGGCCUAUGCAGGAUGUAAUGGGGAUUCCUUGUGUACAGACUUCUGGGUACCGGGCAGCGGAACAGUUUGGGAUGGACUUUCCAAGGUCCGGCUUGGGACUACACUCUUUGUCUAGGGCAAUGAUGGGCUCUCCAAGGGGCGGAGCUAGUAGUUUUCCUGGCUACCGUCGCAUAGCCCCCAAAAUGCCUGUUGUGACCUCUGUUAGGAGCUCCCAAAUGCAAGAUAGUCCAUCUAAUUCCCAGCUGAUAAUGAAUGGGAGCACGUCCUCUUUUGAAAAUGGACAUCCUUCCCAGCCUGGGCCACCGCAGUUGACUAGGGCAUCUGCUGAUGUUCUUUCAAAAUGUAAGAAGGCCUUAUCUGAGCACAAUGUCUUGGUUGUAGAAGGUGCUCGCAAAUAUGCCUGUAAAAUCUGCUGCAAGACUUUCUUGACCUUAACAGACUGUAAGAAGCACAUCCGUGUGCACACAGGAGAAAAGCCUUAUGCCUGUUUAAAGUGUGGCAAACGGUUUAGCCAGUCCAGCCAUUUGUAUAAACAUUCCAAAACUACCUGUCUGCGGUGGCAGAGCAGCAACCUACCCAGCACUUUGCUUUAAUCCUCCCCCCCAAGCCCAUAUAAAUCAUGCCAAUACAAAUUGUAAGAACAUGGACUAGCUUGUGUCUGGAAUAUUAACACUAUCGCAGGAUAAGAAGCUGCCCUUGUAGUAAACACUUACGUGUGAUUGUGCCACACAUACAGAAAGUCUUGGUCCUGUAAAAUGGGGAUCAUACCAUACCUACCUCACAGGGGUGUUGUGAGGCCUAAACAACUGCCUGGAAGCGCUUUGGGAUUCUCUGAAGGAGGCACUGUAGAAGUAUUAAAUAUUAUGUAAAUGCAGGUCUUGGGCUCAUAGGGGCUACAGUCCCUAAAACCAAGUAGCUCCUUUGGGGGGGGGGAGGAGCGGGAGGGGAGGAAGAGCUGGGACAGAAAGGGUGAAAAUGUAGCCAGCUCCUAAUCAUGUUACAGUAGCAUGUUUCAAGGAUGAGAAACAAGUACAAACUUUUUUUUAGGCAUUUUUGUAAAAUUGUGAAAGUGUUUAAAUAACUUGUAAAGUAAGUUGAUCCAUGAUGUGUGUGAACAGAAAUGCAAAGAGCUCUCUACUGUUACUAAUGCAGAUUGCAUAUCCUUAAAGAACAAUAAUCUUGGAUGUACCCGUCUACCCAAAAUGCUUUAAAACGUUAAUUAUGAAAUUAGUUGUAGAGCGGCGAUGGGCAUCCUAGGCCAGUGAGUGGGCCUCGAGUAGCCCGCCAUCAUCUCAGUGGGCUCCAAGGUUGUCCUGACCAAGAGGGUCUCCCGGCAGAGAGCAGCUUGUCCACCUAGAAUGAGCAGGGUGUGCCGAUUGAACUGUAGCAGCACUUCGGAUGCGGAGGGAGCACCCGGCUCUCAGUAACUCUGUGCAGUCAGCACUCACCUCGCUUCACGUGCCCAUGCGUGCCACUUUAGUAAUAGCAGUAGAAAAAACCUAUACGGUCAGAAACCAGCAGAAUCUGGCAAUGCCAUGCUCGGGCAAUGGUAAAGAAAGGCCACACACGGAGCCCUAGUAGGCUGCACGCAGCCCUGGGGGAGCACCCUGCGGCCCAUUGUUGUAGAAGGUUCUGAAUGUAUUUUUGGCUGUUUUCCUGUGAUGGACACUGUAACAAAGGUGCUUACCUGGAGUCCAAGACAAGUAACGUUUGGACUGUUAGAUAUGUGUGUGUAUAUAGUUUGAAUACAGCGAGCUCUCCUAGGUGUUCCACCAUUUUUUCUGUAAAGACUUGUAAUGAGUGGUAAGUGACGUACUGGUCCUGUAUGUGCUAUCUUAGCAGUAUUUUAACCAACUUGUAUUUCAUAUGUUAAAAUUCCAUAUACAUAGAUGUCUGAAAAGAGCUUGUUAUUGUCUACUUUAUUUUAAAUGGGAGAUAUAAUUUGUGGUGGCUUCUCUUAUUGUGUAAGAUAGUCUCUUACCCUUUCCAGAUGCUGACAGUCAAUCUGAUCCAAGUUAUUGUGUAAGCAGACUAUCCUUUUCUGAUGCUCUUAUCUUCAGGCAUUUUAAUUUCCUUCUCCAUACACUUAUUGUCCUCUCAACCAUGGAUUACUUUGAUCUGAGGAAGAGUGAGGAAUGAGAGAGCCUGUCUUGCCAUAUUCAUAUGCCUCUCGGUAUAAAAUGUUGCAGUUGACUCUAAUUUUUCAAUUUAGAGAAGUAUAUGUGUAUUUUCCCACAAGUAAAAAUCCAACACAAAUUUAAUUUAAAAAAAAGCACUGUACACCUUGUAAAAACAAGUUCAGUAAUCUGUUUCCAGUGAAUCACAGAAUCUUAUUUUAAUUUCCUCCUCUUUGAUAUCAUUGUAACAAAUACUCUUUGCAGUUGAGGGUGUUGAUUUUUUUUUCUUUAAUGUAUACGAACUAACUCUUGGAGUUCAGCAAACUAGGUUUCUAUUAACAUUUUGGAGCACUUCUCCUGACCAUUGUUAUUCUGUUUUGCAGAAUUUUGGUCAGUGUAUCUGUCAUAAUCAGAAGAGAGAUCAUGAGCAUCUAAUAUUGCUGCUGCUGUGGAUUAGCUAACUUUACAACUUCCACAUUGUCAGUGUAUGUAGCCAACGCAUUCUGUGUACUUUUACUGUUGGAGUUGAAUCAAAUGUAUGCUGUUUUUUAACACAGAUGUUGAACUCCUGAAAAAACUUGGAUUUAUCUGAAUGAAAGCUGAAAAUUAAACCCUUAUUCCUCAGUUCUGUAGCUAGUCUAGUAUUUAGUGACUGAGACAGUUGGAGAGUGGGAACUAACAAUCAUGGUCAAUACCAAAGGAGCCAGGGCGCUAUGUAUGAAACAGUAUCUGCCUGAGAGAGAGAAAAUGCCUGUGGUCUGUUAACAUUUGAUUUGCAGUUUAAGCUCCUAAGGUAAGCAGAAACAUGAACUGUUAUGAAUGACAUUCAGUUCAUUAAAACCCUCAUAGUCCCUUGACUGUUGGGUUUUUUUUAAAGGCACCAAGGCCAUGUGCCAAGUUUAUGAAGAGCAUUAGAAAAUGUUGCAUUUUAUGAUAAUCAUCUUGACGUAAAGAGACUAAUAGCAUUGAACUAAUCAGUCUCACUGCAGCUUCAUUAAAACUGGAUCACCAAUACAAUACACUAUUUUCUAAUUUAAUCUUGUGUUGCUGUGCUGCCUUUGUGCUAAUCUCUCACCUUUCCAGUUUUGUUCCAAAACUAUUUUUUUAUUUUCCAGCUGUUUAUCUAGCCUCUGUCUCUAAAACCCUCCCAUGCACAGGAAGAAAGCGAAGAUGUGGAGGGGAUGAUGAAUGCACUUAAUUUUAAGAAUGAAUAGGAACAUGUAAAUGAACCCUAUAUUGAAUUGUACUUCUGGAUCCGUUUUUACAACAAGGCCAUAGGUAAUAAGGGAGGGCUGCUCUCUUCAGAAACAACAAUAAAGGAAGAAAAAAAAUAGAUGUGACAAACAAUUUUCAGUUUAUCAAAUUGUAGUGUAUAGCAGGAUCUAUGUUAUCUUCAGUAACCCAUGUCUGCUUUCUUGGUCUUCCUAUAUGAAGCAAUAUCUCAGAAUAACAAUUACUACUGAGCUAACCCACCCUGUACAAUGAGCAAUAGCUAAUCACCAAACCUCAUAACUGCAAAAAUAGCCUCACCCCACCUCUGUUCAGACUUACUAGCCAAGCACUAUCGUGCCAUCUCAUGUGAAGCUAUCAGUAUGUUUAGAGUUGAGAUGCAUCUGAAAAUAAACACAACAUUUUUGUGCUGA
Pelodiscus sinensis (Chinese soft-shelled turtle) is the source of this 5812-nucleotide messenger RNA. RefSeq names its product zinc finger and BTB domain containing 5 (gene ZBTB5). The record is from RefSeq and is a predicted model, not a curated record. Gene Ontology annotation, molecular function: RNA polymerase II cis-regulatory region sequence-specific DNA binding; protein binding; DNA-binding transcription factor activity, RNA polymerase II-specific. Gene Ontology annotation, biological process: regulation of transcription by RNA polymerase II. NCBI's taxonomy places the organism in Eukaryota, Metazoa, Chordata, Testudines, Trionychidae.